AUGUCACAGGAUCCUUGGGAUGAUUGGGAAACUGCUGCAGAUGCUGGUUUGAAUGAUUGCAAAAUACCCACCGAAAAGGUCAAGCCAAAAGCGACAACAACUACAACCUUUCAAUCAAACCAACAAUUAUGGGAAAAAGCUAACCAGUUUGCUUCGCCUGUCAUUGUGCAUACCAACACAUUAGCUGCUCACGCUGAUUAUAAACCAGAGCUAAAGAUUCUGAAGCGGCCUCAAGACGCCAAAAGCAAAAAGGAGGUUAUCCUGACAAAACCUGUAAAGAGCCUAGCUGAAAAGGAAAAGGAUUAUGAAGCAGCAAAGCGAUUGAUUGAUGAGAAAUUCCAAAGAAAAUAA
Molecule: messenger RNA, 351 nt
Organism: Mucor velutinosus
Lineage: Eukaryota; Fungi; Mucoromycota; Mucoromycetes; Mucorales; Mucoraceae
Exons: 4
Coding region: 1-351 (116 amino acids)
Source: RefSeq, a predicted model, not a curated record